UUUCAUUCAUUCUUACAUUUUUAACCUUUCCCUUGUGUUUUCACAUUGACCCUGAUAUAAUUCUGUAGCCAAACAGGGAGGGAUUCCAUUAUCCUCCCCUUACUUGGCAUGAUAUAAAACCCAUCUCCAUUCUCACUAAGAGCUCUGGUCUAUGUUCUUACCAACCGCAGUUAUGGAGAAUGAUAAUUGUACACAGCCGUUAACAGAGCCUUUGGCUGGGGAUUCUUCUACAAUCAAUGAUAAACACUAUAAACCUGAACCUGUGAUGCUACAGCAUGAGAAUUUCUCCAGUCAGCCACCUCAAUCCACUGUGGUUACUAUAUUACAAGAUGAUCCUCCCAUAAAAGAUUACGUGCUCUUCUCGAUCUUUAACAUCAUGGUUGCAAAUGUAUGCUGCUUAGGAUUCCUUGCCCUUGUCUUUUCUGUUAAGGUAAGAAUUACUUGUACGUGUCAUAUCUAGGGAAUCGACCAUUGGCAUUGAGUUUUUCAAGGGCUUGAAAGUUGAAACUCAGUAGUGUGACAAUCUUUUUCACUGAUAUAACUGGAAACGUCAAUCAUUCAUAAACCUGUUAACCAUGGCCCAAGAACAGUCCUGAUAUAAAUUUUACAAAAAUAAAUAAAACUCAAAUCAGACUGAUGGGGGAGGGGGGGCUUAGAACCAUUGGAAUUGUCUGAGAAUUACCCAUGUAGGCUGCAUUGUGGUAACAUCUGGGUAAGAUCCCCAGCUGCAGUUUCCCCAUCAUUGUUCUGUAGUGGUUACAGUUCGGGUUCGUACCGAACAUUACGGUUUUUGGACCCCGAACACGGACAUAUCACUGUAUAUUCGGGUUGGAGUUCGGUGAUUUAAUGGCACGUUUUCAAAGGCUGCAGGGCAGCCAAUCAACAAGCGUUUGAGUCGUGUGCCCUUAGAAGCCAUCACAGCCAUGCCUAAUAAUGGCAUGGCUGUGAUUGGCCAGUGCAGCAUGUGACCCAGCCUCUAUAUAUAAGCUGAAGUCGCGUAGCAUCGCACGCACAUGAGUUCUUAUUAGUGUAGGGAGAGGAAUUCUGCAAACUAGUACAUUAGUGGGGUGCACUUCAUAUCUGAGAGUCAAAUAGAAGCUUCAAAUACCGCUGUUACAUCGGAGUUUUAAAAAGCACAUUUUUUUGGGUGCUAAAUAGUAUAUUAGUGGGGUGCACUUCAUAUCUGAGAGUCAAAUAGAAUCGUCAAAUACUGCUGUCACGUUGCAGUUUUAAAACCUAAAAUGUUUUGGGUGCUAAACUGCUAAAUAGUAUUUUAGUGGGGUGCACUUCAUUUCUGAGAGUCAAAUAGAAGCGUCUAAUAGUGUGCUUACAGCGCAAUUGUAAAAAUCCUAAUUUUCUGGGUGCUAAUCUGCUAAAUAGUAAAUUUUGUGGCCUGCUCUUUACAUCUGAGAGUCAAAUCGAAGCAUCUAAUAGUGUGCUUACAGCGCAGAUGUAAAAAUUCUAAUUUUCUGGGUGCUAAUCUGCUAACUAGUACAUUUUGGGUGUGCUCUUCAUAUCUGAAAGUCAAAUAGAAGCUUCAAAUACCGCUGUUACAUCGGAGUUUUAAAAAGUAAAUUUUUUUGGGUGCUAAAUAGUAUAUUAGUGGGGUGCACUUCAUAUCUGAGAGUCAAAUAGAAUCGUCAAAUACUGCUGUCACGUUGCAGUUUUAAAACUUACAAUGUUUUGGGUGCUAAACUGCUAAAUAGUAUUUUAGUGGGGUGCACUUCAUUUCUGAGAGUCAAAUAGAAGCGUCUAAUAGUGUGCUUACAGCGCAAUUGUAAAAAUUCUAAUUUUCUGGGUGCUAAUCUGCUAAAUAGUACAUUUUGGGCGUGCACUUCAUAUCUGAGAGUCAAAUAGAAGCUUCAAAUACCGCUGUUACAUCGGAGUUUUAAAAAGCAAAUUUUUUUGGGUGCUAAAUAGUAUAUUAGUGGGGUGCACUUCAUAUCUGAGAGUCAAAUAGAAUCGUCAAAUACUGCUGUCACGUAGCAGUUUAAAAACUUAAAAUGUUUUGGGUGCAAAACUGCUAAAUAGUAUUUUAGUGGGGUGCACUUCGUUUAUGAGAGUCAAAUAGAAGCGUCUAAAAGUGUGCUUACAGCGCAAUUGUCAAAAUUCUAAUUUUCUGGGUGCUAAUCUGCUAAAUAGUACAUUUUGGGCGUGCUCUUCAUAUCUGAGAGUCAAAUAGAAGCAUCAAAUAGUGCGCUUACUGCGCAGUGGUAAAUAUUCUAAUUUUUCGGGUGCUAAUCUGCUAAAUAGUACAUUUUGCGGCCUGCACUUCAUAUCUGAGUCAAAUAGAAGUGUCAAAUACUGUGGUUACAGUGCAAUUGUAAACAUUCUAUUUGUUUUGCUGCUAAAUAGUACAUUUUUGGGCGUAAUCUUCAUUUCUGAGAGUCAAAUAGAAGCGUCAAAUAGUGCGCUUACUGUGCAGUUGUAAAAAUUCAAAUUUUCUGGGUGCUAAUCUGCUAAAUAGUACAUUUUGUGGCCUGCUCUUCAUAUCUGAGAGUCAAAUAGAAGCAUCUAAUAGUGUGCUUACAGCGCAGUGGUUAAUAUUCUAAUUGUUUUGCUGCUAAUCUGCUAAAUAGUACAUUUUGCGGCCUGCGGUGCACUUCAUAUCUGAGAGUCAAAUAGUGCGCUUACUGCGCAGUUGUAAACAUUCUAAUUGUUUUGCUGCUAAUCUGCUGCUUACAUUGGAGUUUUAAAAAGUCAAUUAAAAAAAAAAAAAAAAAGGUGCUAAAUAGUAUAUUUGGGGUGUUCCCUUCAUAUCUGAGAGUCAAAUCAAAACUUUGAUUCGAAUUUACUACAUCGGUCACUUGUAAUAUUGUUUCACACCUACAACACUUGUUACACAGAUCUAAGUGAUAGAAAACAUUGAUAUUUUCUACACUAGAAACUACCAGAUAACAAGCUGCUAUAUUUAAACCAGUUAUAAAUAGCUACAAUAUUGUAAUUCUGGGGCAAUACCCUCACAAGUCAAACUGAGAGGUCAGUUUAUAGGGAAAACUGUUGCCUGGAUACAAUUCUAAAGCAAUUUCCAUAUGUUCUUUGCAGACUUUACAUGCUGGAAAAACACAGAUGCCAACUGCUGUGGCUUUCUGCAGUGUGCAUACCGGCAAGGAGGGCAGGGUUGAGGAGUGAGUGGAAGAUGAUGUGGAGGAUGAUGAGGUCCUAGACCCCACAUUGAAUCAAGGUCAUGCGAGUGACGUGUGCAGUUUGGAGGAAGAGGCGCUGGUCGCACAGAGGCACCAGCACAGCAUAAGAGGGAGCAGGGUGCAAAAGCGAAGCGGCCAUCCCCUAGCGCUCGUCGGCAUGUUUUAGCUCGAGAAUCACCAGUUAUCCAAGUAAUACAUGUAGCGAACAAAGGAUCCAUAAUAGAGUUGAGCGAACCCGAACUACAAAGUUCGGGUUCGUACCAGAUUUAACGAUCCAUUCACAGAUUUAACGAUUAUUCAUAGUUUCACAGUCAGAUGGGCAGUCCUGUGACCAGGACCCAUACACUGUCUGGGCAGCGGUCGGACGACCAGGACCCAGUAUGCCUGAUGUUGAAGUUAGGAGUCACAGUGUGGAAUGGAUUAGCAGGGUCUGGUGCAGGGUAACCGCACGCCCCCUGGUGUUGAGCACCAGCGUUUGUGCGGCCACAUACCAGGACCCUGAUGCAGCUUCAGUAAAAAGAGUACUGGAUACCAGAAGCCAUCACCAGACUGAUCCGCAACUUGGAACAGGAUGUGACAUUCACUGUAGCGGCUGUGCACGCUUUUGGCGUUCUCACCCUGUUGCUGCUCACCUGUCUGCGCUGCAGCGUAACUUCGGCCUUCCCGCUCACCGCCUCAUGAGACUGUGCGAGCAGCAGCAGGCGAUAGUGGAGUUUCAGCUGCAGCACGCACGGGUCAGUGGCUCUGCACCAGACUUCCCUCCAGUUGAUCAGAGUUAAAGGAUUACAAGUGGACUCAUAACAAUACAGGACUCUUUAGAGGCCCUGUAAUUGUAAUUUGUCGUUGCUACCUUCCCAUGUCGUGAGUGGGUCAUUUGCGCGCCUUCUGCCUUCCUUGCAUGUGGUAGCCGUUUCUCAGGGUCCCUGUAUGGAAUGGAACCCUGAUUCCCCGUUACCUGUGGUCACCAUGGUAGGCGCAGUUGAUAUGGAUGACAUCCGAAUGCAAAGUCGACGUCACAGGUAUGUGCGAUUGGCCCGAGGUUCUCUAGAGUCAACAAAGUGCCUGCUCAACUAUAAUGUCAACAGCUACUCUGCGGAACAGAGUUGUCUUUUUUUAUAUGUCCCAAUAUUUUGGGGGCUACCCCAAUUAAAAAAAAUAUAUAUAUAUAAAAAACGGUGUUGGCUACCUCAUCCUCCUCCUCCACCGCUGCUUCCACCUACACCGCCACGGUCACCGCCUCCUCAACCUAUGGGUCACUUAGUAUAAACUAUGUACACAUUAGCAGAGGCUUGUGAAGGCCUUUUAUCCAUGCAUCAGGAGUUGAGCAUUUCUCCAUGCAUCAGGACUGCAAGAAAUGCACCGCAGGCUGCAAAUGUUUCUUUUUUUUUUUGUAUGUCCCAAUAUUUUGUGGGCUACCACAAUUUUAAAAAAAAACAGUGUUGGCUACCUCAUCCUCCUCCUCCACCGCUGCUUCCACCUACACUGCCAUGGUCACCGCCUCCUCAACCUAUGGGUCACUUAGUAAAAAACUAUGUACACAUUAGCAGAGGCUUGCUCUCCAUGCAUCAGGAGUUGAGCAUUUCUCCAUGCAUCAGGACUGCAAGCAAUGCACCACAGGCCGCAAAUGUUUCUUUUUUUGUAUGUCCCAAUAUUUUAAGGGCUACCACAAUUAAAAAAUAAAUAAAUAAAUAAACAUUUAAAAACAGUGUUGGCUACCUCAUCCUCUUCCUCCACCGCCACAGUCACCGCCUCCUCAACCUAUGGGUCACUUAGUAUAAACUAUGUUAUGCUUGUGAAGGCCUUUUAUGCUUGUGAAGGCCUUGCAUCAGGACUGCAAGCAAUGCACCACAGGCCGCAAAUGUUUCUUUUUUUGUAUGUCCCAAUAUUUUGUGGGAUACCACAAUAAAAAAAAAAAAAUUUUUACAAACAGUGUUGGUCACCUCAUCCUCCUCCUCCACCACCACGGUCACCGCCUCCUCAACCUAUGGGUCACUUAGUAUAAACUAGGUACACAUUAGCAGAGGCUUGUGAUGGCCUUUUCUCCAUGCAUCAGGAGUUGAGCUCAGUUUGAACAAUGAAAGAGAAUACCCUGCACUCCAACCCUCUCUCAAAUGGAUAAUUCUGGUGAUCCUCCUGACAGCCAUGCUUUAGAUUUUGAUAUAUGUUCUUCCAAAGCUAAAAUCAAAGAUUCCAUCUAGUGCUAUUUUAUGGCUCAGCUGUAUUUUUUAUUUUUAUGUUAUUUUAAGUGAUUUCCCUAUCCACAUUUGUUUGCAGGGCACUUGUCCUACUCUUAGCCCCAUUUUACUUCCUUUUGUAGCUCUCUAGCCCUUUCCAGGAGUUUUUUAGAGACAUUUUUGUGGCCAAAAGUUUGGGUCCCCAUUGACUUCAAUGGGGUUCAGGUUCGGGGUCAAGUUCGAGCUCAAACCCAGACUUUUUUUCAAAGUUCAGCAGAACCCGCCGGACUCGAACAUCCAGGUGUCCGUUCAACUCUAGUUAUGGUGCUUGGAGUGUUCUUUGAAUGCACUAUCAUUGAAGCACCGUCACACUGCACUUGAUGCUAAAAUUGUAUUAACAAAGGCUUGUGUAGGAAGGAGGACAGAUCUCUUUCAACCACAAAACCCCAUCUAUUUGAAUGGCAGUAGCUGUGAGAAACACACUAUAAUCUGAGAGGGCAGGGACGAUGACGACUUCAGCUAGACUUCUGUUGUAUGUGUUAUGGAGAUGGAAUGAUAGGGGAACAUGACAUGAUACUGGGAGUAAGAAACAUGAUAAAAGGGGGGAAAGCUCUGUCUAUGACCCCCCACCCCAAAUUGAACUCUACCCCCUCCAAUCUCACGCGCCAGCACUGACUUUUCCUCCAAGAUCCGUCUUCCAGACAUAGAUCAAUCUUGUUUAAACUGACCGAUCACAUAUCUGAAAAUUACAUUUUGGGAUAAAAUCUAUAACUUAUGUUUGCAUUUCAUAUUCUGUUUUGUUUACCUGUAUAUUAAAUAUUUUACAAAUGGUAGAAGAAUUCAGUUAAGGCCAGGCACAACUGUGACACACAGCUAUAAAUAGUAAUUUGUCUCAUUUCUCCUCAUUUGCAAAGUGUUUACAAAUUGGCAGCUAAAUUAUAUUUAUUAAAGACCGUUUUCUUUAUACUAAAUUCAGUUAGUUUUCUCAGAAAUUUCCAUUUCAUAAGAACGCCAAUUUUAUUUGUCAGAUAAAAUGUGGAAAUAUUCAUAAACCCGUUGCAUCAGUAAAUGGUGCGUAUUCCAAAAUGAGCGCACUCAAAGAAAAUAUACAAUAGAUUUGGAGGGUUAUUUACUGAACUGAGAAUUUAAAGAUAAUUCAUACAUUCAAGGCCACCUUUAAUCUGGUCGGAAAUGGGGCUGUAAGAAGGAAUAUUAUGACUGGCAUCCUUAAGAACACCGCGCUGGCUUGGGGCUGCAGCACACGUAGAUCAGGCUGCGACCCGCCGCAAUGUGGGUAAGUAACCUGUACUAUUAAUAGCGUGACUGCAUCGAUCAAGUGUGGUCACGUGAUUUCCCUUACCGGGUGCCUGUGACAACUUCCAACAAAGUCGCUAAAGCGGGUAGCAUGUAAAUUCAUAGUAAUAAUAAUAAUAAUGAAGGUACUCACAGCUCCAGCGUCCGAAACGUAGGUCACUCCCAGUGUGCAAACAAAAAAAUACGGAUGUCCUCAAAGUAUAUAAAAAUACAGAACUCUUUAUUCGACCCCAGACUGUUACAUAAACACAUAAAUAUAAACUCACAAAAUGUAAUGAAGUACCCCUGUGAUGUAGAGAAAAAAAAAGGAUCUGCAAAUAUAUCACAAGUCAAUGAACUGUCUUGAGAAAUGUAUACAAAAUGUUUUGAACCUUACAAUGGCGUCCCUUUUUUACAUUUUUUUUUUUUUAAAAUGUUAUUUUUUUUUUAAGCAUUUGUGCUAUAUAUUUUUGCACAUCUAAUGUGUGCUACGGUUGUAUAAUAACCUAAAUUGCACUCCGCUACAUAUUCCGCCAAUCUCGGUUUUCUACGAACUUUGAAUAUUGAGAGUUGGUCUAUAUUUUCAUCUUAGCUGCUCAAAGCCCAAAUCACUCGUGUGGGCAUAUUAUUUGCAAAAAUAGAUAAUCCAGUGUAUUUUGAAAUUCAUUUGUGACCAACUUACCCUGGAAGUUGUAUUUUUCUAACUACUGAAGAUUAGCAAACCUGCCAAAAGUGUUUUCCUUUACUUAUUUAGAUUUUUAAAUACAGCAUGUGUAGGGUUGCUGUAUAUUUGGGUAAUUAUUGGGCCAAUAUAGUAAUGGGAGUGCUGCUUGCCAUGCAGGUCUCUAACUCUUCCAAGCAAUUAAAAAAUGGAACAUGAAAACUUACCAUAAGUAUAUAUUACUGAAAGGAAGACAACCCAGACACAUCUAGACACCCAUUUGGACAUUUGUUUUAUGGCCAAUCUUUGCCAAUAAAGUUGAAGAUAAGUCUUGUAUGUUUUGCCAUAAAAUACCCUUUAGCUUCAUUUUUAGAAUGGUCAAGGCUUGGAGCACUCGCAUAGUAAACACAGCUAGUUUAUUUUACGCAGAGCACAAGUUUCCAAUUGACAGAAGUGUACAGUAUUAUUAUAUAUUAAGUCCAUGUUUCUUGUGAUUAUAUCCAAUAGUUGUGAUUAAAAUGUCUCUGCAGGAGGCGGGGCCGGACCGUCGAGCUGAAAGGAAGCCAUGUCAUGCAGCGCCGGUCCUGAGCCCGAAUAAACAUUGAUUUCCCGCUCACAAACAGACCAUCUGCCCCUCAAAUUAAUGCAUUUUAAUGGGGGAAUAAAUAAGCAUUACUGGGGGGACAAGUUGUUGGCUGAGGACCCCACAAAUAUGAGGACUCUGAAGCCUCAGCCUAUUUAAUGGCACGAGCCUGCGGCCUAUUGCUGAAGCUGGAGACACUCUGCUCGUGCUCUGUGAAUCAUCAUGAUUUGAAGGUGCCUGUCUUUCUCAAUUUGCGAGGGCAACCGGUGAGAUCACGCUGCGGCCCCGCUUCCCCCGGUCACUUGUUUUCCUGUUUUAAAAUAAAAGUCUCAACAUGCAAGUUAAUAGUUCUCAGCCUUCAUUUGCUUUACUUUGGUUAUAACUUCGACCCUUUGUACCCAGCCAUGGAAUAGGAGGCAGCGCUAACACUACAGAAGCACCAUUCCUGCUUUGCCAGGGAACAGAGGAGAAGGCUCUCAACAUACUUACCCAGGGGAAUGCCCACGCAUUGCUCGGGUGCCUAGGAGGGACUGCCGACAAGCAAUGGCAACAUGUGAACCAGGCUGUCUCAGGUCGGAUAGCAGUGGCCUCUAACUCUAGAUGAUCCGGAGGCCUGGAGGAAGUUGCUCCCUGUUGUUGUGAGCCCCGGCGGGCUGGACUAUGGGGGCCUGUGGCCCAUGCUUUGGAGGAAUGGCCGGUGAUAGAGGGGACACAUGGAGGCGCCAUGUCUGACUUACCGGGACUCUGAUGGGACAGUGGAGGUGCAGAGGCCAUCCGGUUGGUGGACUCUACGGGAGGGAGGUCUCAUAGACUGGAGGGUCCCUCGAGUGCCCGCUGUGCCGAGGAGCCCAUGGUGGGGGGCUUUACCUGGUAUCGGGUGACAGUGGAGAGGUCGGCACCAUUGGUGGUGCCCAGGUAUGACCCCACAGAGGCUUUACACUACUCCUCUAUCUUACCUGGGAACAGGGGUGUGGGGAGAGGCACGAGAUACAUACUUAUGCAGAGGUGGUUUCACUUAUAGCAGUCAGCUAUCACCCCGUAAACAAUCCCCUACUUGCUUAAGUAAUACUUAAACGUAUAUCUUUUAAUUGAUUAAUUUCCCUUUUUUGGCACCUUUUUACACUUUUAAAUUUUUUUUAUUUUUAUUAAAUAUAUAACCUGGCCGUACGUGCUUGGACCAAGGUCCCUGGAGUCCAUGAGAGGACUUGGCUUCACGUUGGGCCCUAUCCCACACGCUCCUCCUUAUUCUUGGGGGCACCCCUCUUUCCUUUUUACCUUUUUUAAAUUUUAUCGCAUCAAAUCCUUUCCGAUCCCUUACGGGAGAAAUACAUGCUACAGUCCUGACACACACGCUAAGCUGUAGAUCCACGACUUCAGCAGCGCCAUAGGGUAGCUUAUAUAGCCUAUUUAAUGUCACCGCUUCUGUCACAUGAUAAACUACCAGCAACCACCUGUGCACAGGUGCUAACUAACAUGCGAGCUGCCCAUGCACUCUACCCCUUUUCUUGCGUAUUUAGGCUCAGUGCUCACAACUGCCAAUCUGUCUAGACACUGGGUGAUCUAGUAUAUUGAUUUAGUUCAGUAUUUUACCUUUUUAUUGGUUCGUUUACGCAUGGCAAAAUUGAGGCAUCGUUAUUUUUCAUUUCGGUAACUACACCCAUGCAUUUGCGAAUAUUGCUGUGUGCCAUGAUAUACUGCAAUAUGUUUGCAUUUCUAAAUGCACAUGCACGCAAAUCGAUGUGAUCUUAGUAUUUCACUUUUAUUGGCUCGAUUGCGCAUAACAAAACUGAGGCAAGGUUAUUUUUAGGUUCUGUAAUUACGCCUAGGCAUUCGCGACCAUCCACAAUACAUUGUACUGCAAUAUUAUUGUAUGCCAUUAUAUACUGCAAUAUGUUCACCUUUUUAACUGCAAAUGUACGCAAAUUGAGGUGAAUAAAAGCACUUCGGCCCAUCUAGUCUGCCCAAUUUUCAAAAUACUUUCAUUAGGCCCUGGACUUAUUUUAUAGCUCGGAUAGCCUUAUGCCUAUCCCAUGCAUGCUUAAACUCCAUCUGUUAUGAGGCUAUAAUGUUUAUAUAGACAUGCUGAACUGUCCCCAUGUAGAGCGGCCACAAUCCAAGUGGACACAAAGGGACAUGUCUCAGGGAGAAAUCAAUGGGGGGGGAAUCAACGGGGGAGAGGAGGGAGACGAGAAAAAUACAAUCAACAGCCGGAUGUAUCAUAUAAAAAUAUUUUUUUAUAAAUAAAGACUUUGCAUAAAAUCCUUAUUGAGUCCCUUGGGCCAUAAGGUGUCCAAAGUAUGAAUCGAUUAGGCCUUCUUCUUUUAUAACGUCUGCCGGUCACCACCGCUCCUAAAAGGUGGUGCAAGGUCAAUGACCUGAAAAUGCAAUUGUGACAUACUAUGGUUACGAUCAGAGAAGUGGGGAGGUACCCGAAGUUCGAUGUGUCUAAAUAGUGGACUUCUGUUUAUUCAGUCUCACUAGAAUUUUUAUUGUGGUCUUCUCAACACAGAGGAGGCUGCAAGGACAUUUCACAACAUGAACAAAAUAAGUGGACUCAUAAGUUAAAAACUCUUAGCCUUACAUGAAUUGCAGUUAUAGCAUGGAAAAGUGCCAUAAACUGAAGUGGAUAAGAUAACUCCCUAAUUCCCACAGUUUCAGGUAGCUAUCUUUCAAAGACCUAAAUUGGUCUUUCAGCCAACUUUAUUAAUACUAAGUAAAGAUUACUUAGUAUUAGUAAUUCUGACCCUACUUGCUAUACCGCGAGUAGGGGCAUGUCUGGUAAACAGUGAGCAACAAAAACAAAAAAAACCCUAGUAUUCCCCCUCCCAUGCCCCCACCCGUGUCGUGUGAGCAGGGCCGCCACCAGAAAUUUUGGAGCCCCUAACUCAGCUCAGGGUCUGGGCCCCUGGGGGCCCGCUCCAAGCCCGCCCACAGGAUCCACCUCCAAAUCCCGCCCACAGGAAUACACACACAGACACACAGGCAUACAUAGUGACAGACAGACACAUCCUAACAUACACACAGACACAUACAUACAUACUGACAUACAUACACACAUACAUUCAUACUGACAUACAUUGACACUGGCAUACGAACAGACAUACAUUCAUCAAUACUGACAUACACACAUACAUACAUUCAUAAUGACAUACACACAUACAUAUACAGACACUGACAUCCAUACACAGACAUACAUUCAUACUGACAUACAUUGACACUGGCAUACUGACAGACAUACAUUCAUACAGACAAACAUACAUGCACACUGACAGACAUGCAUGCAUAUACUGACAUCCAUACACACAUACAUACAUACAUACAUACAUACAUUCAUAAUGACAUGCAGACAUACAUAUAUACAGACAUACAUUCAUCCAUACUGACAUAUACACAUACAUACAUUCAUAAUGACAUACAGACAUACACGCAUACAUAUACAGACACUGACAUCCAUACACAGACAUACAUUGAUACUGACAUACAUUGAUACUGGCAUACAUACAUAUAUACAUUCAUACAUACUGACAUCCAUACAUACAUUCAUAAUGACAUGCAGACAUACAUACUGACAGACAUACAUUCAUACUGACAGACAUACAUGCAUUCAUACAGACAUCCAUACACACAUACAUACAUACUGACAGACAUACAUGCCUGCAUACAGACAUACAUACACUGACAUCCAUACACACAUAUAUACAUGCUGACAGACAUACAUACAUACUGACAGACAUACAUGCAUGCAUACAGACAUACAUACACUGACAUCCAUACACACAUAUAUACAUACUGACAGACAUACAUGCAUGCAUACACACACACAGAGCUCAUUUUUCAGCCACCCUCCUGUUCUUACCUUUUCUUUGCAGGAGGGUGGCUGGGGCUGAUAGGAGUCGGCACGGCUCUCCCUCUUCGAGGCCUCUUCGUGCUUUAGGGUGCACACCCUUAUACAAUAGGCUGCACACGCCUAUGGUUAGGACGCAAUCCUGUUUUGUCUAAAAUGACAGGACCAGUGGCGUACCUACCACGGGCGCAGCUGCGACCGGCCCCUCACUGCAGGAGGCCUGGCCGCAGCCACAAUCCCUGCAACCGUGGGCCGCCUAGAUGCAGCCCCCUCCGUGUUCCCCCUGUCAUAGGGGGGCCCAAGAGGUGGCCCACUGGCCACCUAAUGGACCCCCCCAGGCGGCGGUUGAGUUCCUGUCAGACGCGGCGAGGGAGCUGUGUUUGCUGAUUCUGGGAGCCGGAAUAUGACGUCAUAUUCUGGCUUCCGGCAUCAUUAGACAGCCCGCAAGGGAGAAGAGCAGAGAGAAUUCUGCUCCCUCACCGCGUCUGACAGGAACUCUGCCGCACUAAAGCCCCACUGGACUCCAGGGGCAAAUCCACGCCAGCUCUCCAGGUAGGGAGGCUGGGUGGACAUUUAGUAUUAAUAAUUUGUGUGUCUGUAAGUGUAUGUCUAUGUCUGAAUGUAUAUGUGUGUGUGUCUGUAAGUGUAUGUGUGUAUGUCUAUGUCUGAAUGUAUAUGUAUGUGUGUAUGUCUAUGUCUGAAUGUAUAUGUGUGUGUGUCUGUAAGUGUAUGUAUGUGUCUGUGUGUGUGUGUCUGUGUGUACGUGUGUAUAUGUCUCAGUGUGUGUAUAUGAGUGUAUGAGUGUGUGUCUCUACAUGUGUGUGUAUGUAUGUAUGGGUAUCUGUGUGUAUGUGUUUGUGUGUCUGUAUGUAUGUGUCUGCGUGUGUAUCUGUUUGUCUGCAUAUGUUGGGGGGGGGGCGGGGGCGUGUGGGGUAGGAGGUAGAUGUAUGGGGGGGCCCCAGGGCAAUUUUCACCCCAGGGUUUCUAGUUACGCCUCUGGACAGGACAUUCAAGAGAAUACGGAAAGGAAGCAUUGCUAGGUGAGAAUUGUGGGAAAAUUGUGGGACAGGUGAGAAUUCUGGGAAAAUUGCUCUGACCACAGGAAAUGAAGCACACUUUUCUUCUCCGUUGGUCAUAGCUGGUCAGGCGUAGGAAACCUCCAUAAGACAAAGUAGUCCCUACUUUGUCUUGUGAUUUUAAAGAAAACUAGAGCAAACAGAAGGAAUAAAAAACAGAUCCUGACAGAGGAAGAGAAGAGAAAUUGAUUAGGGAAAGGUAAGUUCGGCAUGACCAUGCCGCUUAAAAUCAACUUACACCAUCCGGUGUAACAUUGCCCAAUGGAUUCGCAGUGUCGGUUCAUACAAGGCACCUUCUGAUGACCUAGAUGGCCGGCCUUUAGAGCGGAACUUGGGUGCAGACAAUUUUGUUGUGUUUGAGAAAUCCAUGUAGUCACUAGAAAAAAACAUGAUAAAGUUAGAUAAGAGCUAAUGAUUGACCUGUGCUGACACUGAUGUCAAUAUGCAAUGGGUGGGAGGGGGCCUCCUGGAAAACAUUUUAAUUCAUGGAAAUUUACUUUCUCCUUGCCAACAUCCCUCAUUAUUCGAUUAAAUUUACCUUUUAAAUUACAUUUUAUAAAAUACUGCUAAAUUCCACACACACACUAGGUAAUGAGUGCAACUGCUCCUGGCAGCGGGGGGGGGCUAAUAACAUUUUUUUUUUAAUGUAACAAGGUUUGUAGGCUAUGGCAAAACCCCAUAGAUCCAAAUGAGACUGUCCUGAUUAGGGAAGUUUUUCAGGGUUAGAGAGAGAUCUGCCCCAAAGCUGCAGGCAUGGUCUCUCAAUUCUAUUUUCAUUUUUUUUUUAUGCUAAUUUUUUUGGCAUAUUUUUUAAUGCUUAAAAAAAAAUGGUGUGCAGUUUUUGAGUAUGGUGUCCCUUUAACAUGUUAAUGAAGCUAAUUGUAUUCUGUAUCUGCUGUCCAAGGUAGUGUUACAUCAUUGUUUAUGUACACACAGUGAUUUUUUUUAAAUUGCCAGAUAAUGAGGGAAUAUCAUAGGAAAAGUAACGUAAACCCCCGCUCUUGUGCUAUUUAAAAGUAAUCUGUAUUGUUUGUGAUAGUUGCAAUUCCUUUCUCUCAAAGUGUUUAUUGGAAGCAAGUAUAAUACACACUUUCCUCUGCAGCAGUGGUGGUGGUCAGGUAAGGUGUGUGGGCAUUCAUUCGAUGGAGUUUAGUAUUUACAUUGACCUUCAUGAGGCUGAAUGCACAGAAUCAGUGCAGUCACAAUGCUUUGAAUUGUACAUGAAGUUCUGUGUCUGUGGUAACACAAGAUCUAGCUACCAUGGAUCACAGACCUGUUUCUUUGAGCUCUGUGUUCCAGUGCGGAAUGGCACAAGAGAACAAACAGACCAGUUAGUAGACUUCAAAGACUAAUGUAAGAGAUCAAUAAUGAAUAGAUCAUAGCAGGAUUAGGUGUUUGCUAAAAUAUGAGUUGUGUUGAGGUAGCACCAUAAUUAAAGGUAAGUUUUGUUUUUUUUGUACUUGAACGCAGGUCAUUUAUAAAAAGUGUUUUCACAAAAUUAUUUUCCUAAGUCCAUAAAAUCCUAUCUCUUCUGCAGGUUCCACAGCUCAGCUAAUCCACCUCUUUUGUAAUGCACUAACUUCUUUAUCCAUGCAGGUAGGCUGCUUUGAGCUAGAUGGGAAUUAACAGAACUCUCCUAAGAUUUCAAAAUUAAACCCUUUUUUCCAGGAAGUGUGUACAGCAGCUGUGUUAGUCACAGCCAGGAAAGGUGUGGUUAGGAAUGCAGAAAUAAAGGGGUUUAUCUUCUUAAAUGGCAGAGAAUUGAGCAGUGAGUCUGCAGGGGUAUGCACAUUAAGGAAAAUGUGUUAAGGGGUUUAUACUGUCCAUUUAAUUAAAAUUGUAGUCAUUUUCCAACUUUACAAUUUUGGUCUAAGUUUCAUCACCUCACUUUUUAACCAUUUAAAAAAAAAAAAAAACCAUUAAAAAAAAAAAAACCAUUAAAAAAAAAACAAAAAAAAACUUGGUACCUCUAACUUUGUACAGUGAUGAUGAUUAUUAUUAAUAUACAUUUUCCAGACUUUUCUCUGUUCCUGCUCAUGUCCUUGUACAAUGAAAUCUAUUGUAUGUGGUGCAAUUUUAGUCAUGGGUUUUAAAGAAGUAUAUUAUAGAAAUGUAAAAAAAACUUCAGAGUCCGGUUACAAAAUGAGUAUAAUGGAUAAGGUACUUAAUUAUGAAGAAAAACUAGCGCGCUUGAUUCUGUUUACUUUAGAAAAGAGGAGAUAUAACAACAAUGUGCAUAUUUAAACAUGGCCACUCCGAGUACAAACCACUCCAAGGUGACCUGAUCCUUAUCAGUACUGUACAGAGGUCAAAAAGCUAUCCAUUGGUAUUUAGUAAAUUAGAUUUUGUUUUUGACAGUGGAAAUCAUCGGUUUCAGUUAAAAAAGAAAAUAAUUCUAAAAAUAAAAAUGCGAAAUUCUGUGUAUUUGAUUAUUUUGUCAGAUUUUGAACAGAUUUUCCAAAAAUUAUCCAUACCUUUAAAAACAAACAAACAAACAAAAAAUAUAUAUAUAAUGAUUACUUUAUUACACAAUUUUAUUUCUCUGAACAAGCUACUCAGUGACAUUGGUUCCUGCCAAGACUUAAUGUGCAGGACAGGCUGCAAACAAACGAGAAAAGGUGAACUUGAGCAAUGACCGGUAUUACAAAGAAAUGAACUUUGACAAUGAUCAGGGUUACACGGGACAUAAAAGAAUAGUUUGAAUCAUUUUAGAUUGGUUUGCUCAAUAUAUCGAUUUUUACCACUUUAUGUACUGACUGACUUAGAUUGUCAUGCUUUCCCAUAAGCAUUUCAAGGUGGUGUGCGUCCAAUUUUUUAAAAGUGUUAUUGUGGCAAAAGCCACUUCGCCACUGUCGUACAUUGGAGGGGACUACUUGCCAGCCUUUUACCCUGUGACUAUGGCCCCUGUGAUAAAGCUUGGUUUAAAUCACUGUUUGUGCCUUUUUGGAUUUUUAUGGCCGCCAUCUUGUUCGCCUGGACCAAAACCGCAAAUAGACUUCAGGGGUAGUUAGCCUCAGGGCCGGACUGGGAGAAAAAUUCGGCCCGGGCAUUUUUUUAACACAGCGGCCCACUAAAAAGGGGGCGGGGCAUAGGAGGUGUGUUUUGUCAUCACCAAUGACAAACACGCCUCCUCUCAAAGUGAGCAUGUUGGUUCAAUGCUCUUCCAGGGCAGACCAUGCGCAGAGCUCUGCUGAGAAAGCAUGAGAAAAAAGUCUCUCUAGCAUGAGAAAAAAGUCCUGUAUUUGUUCUGCACAUGCUUGCACUGUCUUUCCUUGCAACUUGUCUCUGGUGUCUCUAUAAAUGGAUACCAGGAGACAAAAGGCCAGGAAAGAGUAUUGUGCAUGUGUUUGGAGCCUGCUUGUGGUAUUGCGUGUGUAGAGUGAGCUGGUCGUGGUGUGGUAUUGUGUAAUAAGGUCGGUUUUAGUUGUGUUGUGUUUGUGGUGUAAUGUGAUGCAUAUGUGGCUCAGGGACCCCCUCCCGCCCGGCUCUGGAAAGGGGUUAAAACUUACCUUUUUCCAGCGCCGGGCGGGGAGCUCUCCUCCUCCGAUCCGCCCCGUCGGCUGAAUGCGCACGCGCAGCAAGAGCUGCGCUCGCAUUCAGCCGGUCGCAUAGGAAAGCAUUUAUAAAAUGCUUUCCUAUGGACGCUUGCGUGCAAAGCACGCAAGCGCCUCUAGCGGCGGUCAAUGAGACAGCUGCUAGAGGCUUUGGGGGAAGGCUUAACCCAUUGAUAAACAUAGCAGUUUUUCUGAAACUGCUAUGUUUAUAAAACAAUGGGUUAACCCUAGAAGGACCUGGCACCAAGACCACUUCAUUAAGCUGAAGUGUUCUGGGUGGCUAGAGUGGUCCUUUAAGAGUGUUGUGUGUGUGUGUGUGUGUGUGUGUGUAUAUAUAUAUACACACACACACACACACACAUAUAUAUAUAUUUGGAAGUAUUGUGUAUGUGUGUGGUGCAGUGUGUUGGGGGGGUUCUGUGUGUAUGUGAGGGGUGCAGUAUGUGUGCGUGUGAGGGUGCGGUGUGAGUAAUGGGUGUGAGAGUGCCGUGUGAGAGUGCCCUGUGUGAGAUGGGUGUGAGAGUGCUGUGUGUGAGAGUGCUCUGUGAGUGUGAUGGGUGUGAGAGUGCUGUGUGAGAGAAUGCUGUGUGUGUGUGAGAGUGCUCUGUGAGAGUGCUGUGAGAGAGUGCUGUGUGUGAUGGGUGUGAGAGUGCUGUGUGAGAGAGUGCUGUGUGUGUGUGAGAGUGCUCUGUGAGAGAGUGCUGUGUGUGUGAAAGUGGUGUGAGUGUGAUGGGUGUGAGAGUGCUCUGUGAGAGAGUGCUCUGUGAGAGAGUGCUGUGUGUGAAAGUGCUGUGUGAGAGAGUGCUGUGUGUGUGUGAGAGUGCUCUGUGAGAGAGUGCUGUGUGUGAAAGUGCUGUGUGAGAGAGUGCUGUGAGUGUGAUGGGUGUGAGAGUGCUGUGUGUGAUGGGUGUGAGAGUGCUGUAUAAAUGUUAUUGUGUGUGUGUGUAGGGGGGGGUAAAUAAAAAAUAAAAAAAAACAGGCAUUAUGUCCCCCCCUUCCUUCUUACCUUUAGCCUGGGAGGGGGGGGACCGGCACGCUGGCAGGCGGGGUGGCGGUGUUCCCUGGUGGUCCUCGUGGGUGAGUGAACUCUAGCCUGUGAGGCUAGAGUUCACUCUCGCGAGAUCCGGUUGUUGCCAUGGCAACGCGCCAGAUCUCGCGAGAGGAACCCGGCGGAGCUGCAAGUUAGAGCUCCGCCGGGUCCUCUCUCCAGCCUGGCUCCCUCUCUGCCCGCCGGCGGCCGCAUGUGGGCCGGUCAGGGAGAUCCUUGAUCUCCCCACCGGCCCGUCGUGGCAAACAGCGGGGCCGGCGCUGGGAGAGUGCCGGCCCUGCAUAGACCGGCAGGGGAGAUCCUGGGACCUCCCCUGCCGGCCUCGGCCCCACGGCCACCGCGGCCCACCGGGCAUUUGCCCGGUGUGCCCGAUGGCCAGUCCGGGCCUGGUUAGCCUUGAAUGCCCUGGAACUAUUUUCAUCAUGAAAACCUUGUGGUUCCCGGUCGGUCCUCCAGCGGCACUUAGCCGCGAUUCUAUGGAACUGUUUUGGGCAUGGGACCAUGCCUGCGCCUGGGCAAAACUAUGACUUCCAUAAAAUUUCUGAAUCCCCUAUCUGAUAUGGGUGAUUUAUAGAUAUGUUGUUCACCUAGAUCUGGGCUAUCAGGGGAUGUGACAUUUAUGGGGAUAUGUUGUGUAUUGGAGACUUUGUAAAAAUGGGUGUUUUGGGAGUGUCGUACAUUUAAUUACUGUUUUUAUUGGUUUGUUAACUUGUGUCCCUGUGCCCAACAAGGUCCACAGGGGUGUCACCCUUGUUGGGAAACUUGCAUAAAAGGCCAGUGUGGCUCCAUUAAAAAUUGAGUUCCUGCUUAACCCUCAACACGUAACUUGGUCUCGUGUUUGGAGGGUAACUGCUAUAUUCACACUGGGGAUUGCUAUACUCCUUAUACUCCCCUGGGUAUUAAUCACUAGCUCUUGUAAGAGCUGUUCCUGCUACGCUCUCUGGAGUAGGAGAGGUCUUGCCCACACGGUCCUGGAUGUCAGAGGUUGGUCCAAGGUGGGAGGAAAACAGCAAGAUCCCAGCUAAGCUACGGCGGUUGUGGAGUCUGCAGUGCUUGUGGUGUCCGGUGUGGUGCUUAUGGUCCUCAGCGUUAGCUAGGAAGCAUCUGUUGGCAGAGGUGCACAGUCGGUGUGCCAGGUGAUCCGUCACCGUUAUUUAAAAAGUUUUUUAAAAUUUCUAAGCAAACAUAAAAAUAUAUUAAUUCUAAAAUUAUACACUGUCCAGUACUUGAACUUACAAAAUACAUUAAUAUUAUUAUUAUAUUUAUAUAGCAACGAAUUCCGUAGCGCUUUACAGUGGGUGGACUAACAAACACGUAGUUGUAACCAGACAAGUUGGACGCACAGGAACAGAGGGAUUGAGGGCCCUGCUCAAUGAGUUUACAUGCUAGUGGGAGUGGGAUACAGUGACACAGUAACAGGGGGAUUGAGGGCCCUGCUCAGUGAGUUUACAUGUUAGAGGGAGUGGGGUAUAGUGACACCGUAACAGAGGGAUUGAGGGCCCUGCUCAGUGAGAGGCUUACAUGUUAGAGGGAGUGGGGUAUAGUGACACAGUAACAGAGGGAUUGAGGGCCUGCUCAGUGAGUUUACAUGUUAGAGGGAGUGGGGUAUAGUGACACAGUAUUAACAGAGGAUUGAGGGGCACUGCUCAGUGAGGUUACAUGUUACAAGGAGUGGGGUAUAGUGAUGACAGUAACAGAGGGAUUGAGGGCCCUGCUCAGUGAGUUUACAUGUUAGAGGGAGUGGGGUAUAGUGACACAGUAACAGAGGGAUUGAGGGCCCUGCUCAGUGAGUUUACAUGUUAGAGGGGGGGGGGUAUAGUGACACAGUAACAGAGGGAUUGAGGGCCUGCUCAGUGAGUUUACAUGUUAGAGGGAGUGGGGUAUAGUGACACAGUAACAGUGGGAUUGAGGGCCUUGCUCAGUGAGUUUACAUGUUAGAGGGAGUGGGGUAUAGUGACACAGUAACAGAGGGAUUGGGGGCCCUGCUCAGUGAGUUUACAUGUUAGAGGGAGUGGGGUAUAUUGACACAGUAACAGAUGGAUUGAGGGCCUGCUCAGUGAGUUUACAUGUUAGAGGGAGUGGGGUAUAGUGACACAGUAACAGAGGGAUUGAGGCCCUGCUCAGUGAGUUUACAUGCUAGAGGGAGUGGGGUAUAGUGACACAGUAACAGUGGGAUUGAGGGCCUGCUCACAUGCUAGAGGCCAACCUUGAAACUAUCAAGUCCAACCUUGAAACUCAUUAUUUUAUGCUGUUGAUAAGCAUCUAUUCUGACAAUGCCAAUCUUGCUGUGCACCAUCGUCUAAGCCAGACUCUACCCAUCGCACUUUUUUUAUGGUCACUGGGUAUUUUUUUCUUCCACUACUUUGGCCUCAUAAGCACGAGCUACAUUCAUUACACGUUGCCCUUAGCUUCUGUUUUUUACUUUGGCCUAAACUCACUAAUUCCCAAUUGUCUACUGUGCCGUAGACUUGUUGGAUAUGGUUCUUAACCCCUGGGUCCAGACCCAAAAAUCAGAGCAGAAUUAACCAUAAGAUGACCUAACGCACUCUCUUAGAGCCCAGGGGUUAGACACAGGCCCUUGAACCAUUUAUUUGCUUGACUCCAUUCACUAUCUCUAUGUGAAGAAUAAACUGGGACCUUAAAUUGGCAAUUCACCCAUGACCAUGUAGGACAUGAAUCCUUCUCCAUCAAGAAUUAGUCCCCUUGUCACUUCAGUGGGUCCCUGAUUGUUGAAUCACGAUAAGCUAGUUACUGUAGUAGCAAAAAAAUAAACAAACCACUUGUAAAUGGUCUAAAAAUCCUCACUUUCCUUGCAUGUUAUAACACUACAUGGAUUCAUAUAUGAUAAUAAUAAUUCUCUUAUCUUGAUUCUCUGUUUGUGGUUUUUGCAGUGCCGGGAUCGGAAGCUGGCUGGAGACAGACAUGCAGCUAGAAGUUACAGUGCCACUGCUCGCUCAGUAAACAUCACUACCACCAUCCUGACAAUCCUCUUCUUCAUUCUCGUUUCCUAUUUUGUGAUAACCAGUCUUCCCCCUUUGCCUUCAUUGGCCCAUAAUUUAAAUGCUAUACUGUCUGGAAAUUAAAUUUAAUUGGAUCGGUCCUUGCCGGUCACUCACAACUUCUUCUAGCCAAGACAGUCUCUAGAUGGACUAUGAAUCUGGGUUUCUCAUCCAUUGCACCUUGCUUAUACAAGAAACAUAAUUGGGCUUUCAUUUUCCAGGUUAACAAAGUCAUUUAACUGACAGCCUCAUGCUUAAUCCUACAGAGCCUAGUGGCUUUGUGUCCUUCAUGUGCUGUUCAUGUGGUCAAAAAUAAAAAUGCAAUAAAUAUUUGUGUAUUAUUGAUA
Messenger RNA from Pelobates cultripes (western spadefoot toad), 20725 nucleotides. NCBI's taxonomy places the organism in Eukaryota, Metazoa, Chordata, Amphibia, Anura, Pelobatidae. The record is from the annotation of a GenBank genome assembly.